Molecule: messenger RNA, 711 nt
Organism: Scedosporium apiospermum
Lineage: Eukaryota; Fungi; Ascomycota; Sordariomycetes; Microascales; Microascaceae
Exons: 3
Coding region: 1-711 (236 amino acids)
Source: RefSeq, a predicted model, not a curated record
AUGUCUCGAGUUCUCCUACGGACGUACGGCACCCAUUCCGCCAGGUUGUGCGCCAGCCAACCGGCGCGAACUAGCUUCCUCCGGCCCAUCUCUACACUAUCAUCAAACCCCAAGAUCAAAGUAUUCAAAGACCACCCAGCUCCCAGCGUAAACCUCCUCACCUACCUCGACACAACACCCCCCUCCCAAACCCUCGCCAUCGGCCAAACGACCACCCUCCCCCCAACACCCCAAUCCUUCCAAGAAAACCCCCGCUUCCUCUCAAUCCUCAAUGAAGUCCUCAUCGAAAACGCCCACAAUGACCCAGACCUCAUAAGCCAAGCCCGCGCCUUCGCCGGCCCCGGCGGCACCUCCUUCAGCCUCGGGGUCGCAGGGUUGUAUCAAAACCAGCGGCGCAAGGCCAAGAAGCUGACGGGUGAUGGCGGCGGUGGAGGGGCGAGCGCGCAGGGAGGUGCUGGUGGUGCGGGGAGGGGAGGACACGUGCAUUUGAGCGAUACGAGGAAUCCACCGGACUUUGGGAGGAUUGCGUGGCCGGAGGAUAUUUUGGGGAGUGUGGAGGUCGAUGCGGCGGGGGAGAUUGUGGGGAGGUUGGCGCCCAGUGGGACGUAUCGGAUUAUAACGAAUCAGGGAAUCUUGGGGUUAAGUCCGUUCUUGACGGAAAAGUUGAUUGCUAGGCUGAGGGAGGAGGAAAAGAAGGAGGGAUCUAGCUGA